AAACACUACGCCAAGGGCUCUCCGGAUAGAGAGCAGCUCGCCUGUGCCCUGGAGCAGUUCAAGAAGAGCGCUCCUCUCGAGGUUCCUGUCAUGAUUGGAGGGAAAGCUAUCACCACAUCUCCGAUACAGACGCAGCAGAACCCAUCUGACCACGCCGUCUGUGUUGCUAAAUAUCACACUGCUUCAGAUGAAGACAUCAAAGCAGCUAUUGACAAUGCUUUGGAAGCCAAGAAGAAGUGGGAGGCCAUGCCGUUCUCGGACAGGGCUUCUAUCUUCUUGAAGGCGGCUGAUCUAGUCGGCACCAAGUACCGUUAUGAAAUGAUGGCCGCCACCAUGCUGGGCCAGGGGAAGAACGCAUGGCAGGCAGAGAUUGAUGCUGCUGCUGAGCUGUGUGACUUUUUAAGCCAGUUCACAACGCCCCCGGAGUCUGGAAGUAAGUAUCCUUAUUACCAGAACAUUAUGCAGAUACACUCUCUAACAACAUACUGCAGCCGUGUCGAAUACCGACCCCUCGAAGGCUUUGUCUAUGCCAUUUCCCCGUUCAACUUCAGUGCUAUCGGAGGCAACCUGCCCGCCGCCCCAGCUCUCAUGGGCAACGUCGUGCUGUGGAAGCCCUCCCCCUUCGCCAUUGCGUCCAACUACCUCAUUUACAACAUUCUCGCAGAAGCUGGCCUCCCAGCGGGUGUCAUCCAGUUCGUCCCCGGAGACGCUGAGAGAAUCACUAGCUUGGUUCUAGACAACAAGCACUUCUCCUCCCUACAUUUCACCGGCAGCACAGCUGUCUUCCGUUCUCUCUAUGGCAAGAUCGCCCAGGGUGUAGCAGACGGUAAAUACCGCAGCUAUCCUCGCAUUGUAGGCGAGACCGGAGGAAAGAACUUCCACCUUCUCCACCCCAGCGCAGACACGGACAAUGCUGCUAUCCAUACGGUUCGUGGAGCAUUCGAAUUCCAGGGUCAGAAGUGUAGUGCUUGCUCAAGAGCCUAUGUGCCACAGUCAAAAUGGGAGUCAUUCCGAAACAAACUCGUGGAAGAGACUGAGAAAUUGAAGAUCGGACCUCCCGAGGACUUCACUAAUUUUAUCGGACCCGUUAUCCACGAAGCUUCAUUCAAGAAAUUGGCGAAGGUUAUUGAUGACGCGAAAAAUGACAAGGAGCUCACACUCCUUGCUGGUGGCAAAUACGAUUGCUCAAAGGGAUACUUCAUUCACCCAACUAUAUACUCCACAACGAACCCGGAACAUCACCUUCUCAACACCGAGCUCUUUGGGCCGGUGCUGGUUAUUCUCGUGUACCCAGAUGAGGCAGCCGAUGCGUUUGAGAAGAUUUGUGAAACAAUUGAUAACACCGGUGCCUAUGGCUUGACUGGUGCUGUGUUCUCUCAGGACCGUGCGGCAGUUCAUUAUGCGGAGAAUGCUCUUAGGGGUACUGCUGGAAACUUCUAUAUCAACUGUAAGUGUACUGGUGCUGUUGUUGGACAGCAGCCAUUCGGAGGUGCCAGGGCAUCUGGUACCAACGAUAAGGCCGGUAGCGCGGCUUUGAUGGGCAGAUUUGUGAAUGACGCGAUGGAAUAUGACAAGUUAAUUAAUUAUAAUACUACACUAUGCCCGUAUGACCGUGCUUCUAUGUUAAAUGUCUUUGUCAAUCAGAACUUGAAAGACAAAGGUACUUAUGAAAUGUUGUCAAGAAUCGGAGUUUCAUUCGCUCUCUUUUAUCUUCGAUCAGGAUAUAAGAAGCAUGCCCAGUAUCUACCUAGGCAAAGAGAAGGUAAGGUGAAUGAAGAUCUUGAGGAAUUAAAAGGGAAAUGUUUUUUUAUAAUUGUUUCUCCGAAAACAAAAGAAAAAGGAGCAAAAUUAAAAAAAUAUUGGGUUGUAGAGGGGAUAUCAAACAGCCAAUUGAUCAUGUUUUGUUAUCACUCAGUGACUAAUACCGACUUGCCUCAAAACGAACACGCUGGUUGGGGAAUUAUUAAGCAGACAAGAGAACAGAGGGUGGGAGCAUAA
Molecule: messenger RNA, 1998 nt
Organism: Trichophyton verrucosum HKI 0517
Lineage: Eukaryota; Fungi; Ascomycota; Eurotiomycetes; Onygenales; Arthrodermataceae
Product: aldehyde dehydrogenase (AldH12), putative
Exons: 3
Cellular component (GO): mitochondrial matrix
Molecular function (GO): L-glutamate gamma-semialdehyde dehydrogenase (NAD+) activity
Source: RefSeq, a predicted model, not a curated record